This is a messenger RNA of Micropterus salmoides (largemouth bass), 4284 nucleotides long. It is a transcript of the gene hpse2, whose product is annotated as heparanase 2. Bases 143 to 1903 code for a protein of 586 amino acids. The transcript is spliced from 12 exons. Gene Ontology annotation, cellular component: membrane; extracellular matrix. Gene Ontology annotation, molecular function: hydrolase activity, acting on glycosyl bonds. NCBI's taxonomy places the organism in Eukaryota, Metazoa, Chordata, Actinopteri, Centrarchiformes, Centrarchidae. The record is from RefSeq and is a predicted model, not a curated record.
CAGAUCGAUGAGACCGAGGUAAAGAACCACAAUCGAACUUCGCGGCAGAAGAGUUUGCUUAGUUGUUUUUUCCUUCUUCCUCUUCUUCUCACCUUUACGCCUCAUUACGCGCACUGAUCUGCCUGCUCUCCAAACCAAGAAGAUGCCCAAAUCCCCACCGUGCGUAUUGCCAUGGUCCUCCCUGUGGCUGGCAUCUUUGGCUACUUUGGUGGUGCAGUCGGUGCUCUCUUCCUCCUACUCUUCUUCUUCCUCCUCUUACCAGAGACCUGCAGCCAGUGGGAAGCGACCGGGCUUCAUGGAGAGGACGCUGGUUCUCCUGGAUGUCAACACCCGCAGUCCGAUCAAAGUCCUCAACGACAAUUUCCUUUCUUUGCAGCUGGAUCCCUCGAUCAUCAAGGACGGCUGGCUGGACUUUCUGAGCUCCAAGCGGCUCGUGACCCUGGCGCGCGGCCUAUCGCCAGCCUUUCUGCGUUUUGGCGGAAAGCGGACCGACUUCCUGCACUUCAACAACCAGAAGAACCUUGCAAAGUUCAGGGGCCCAGGACCAGACUACUAUCUGAAGAACUACGAAGACGAUAUAGUGCGCAGUGACAUUGCAUUGGACAAACAGAAGGGCUGCAAAGUGGCCAGCCAUCCUGACAUAAUGCUGGAACUGCAGAGGGAGAAGGCUGCCACCACACAGCUUGUCCUGUUGAAAGAGCAGCUGUCUAACAUCUACAGCAAUAUUACAAUAACAGCCAGGUCUUUAGACAAACUGUACAACUUUGCCGACUGUGCUGGUCUGCAUCUGAUCCUGGGGCUGAACGCGCUGCAUAGAAACCCAGACAACUCCUGGAACACCUCCUCCACGCUGAGCCUCCUGAAGUACGGCGCUGGCAAGAAGUACAACAUUUCCUGGGAGCUGGGCAAUGAGCCUAAUGCCUACCGCAGCAUGGUGGGUCGCGCGGUCAACAGCACCCAGUUAGCUCAGGACUACACCAAGCUGCGGACCCUGCUCCAGUCUGUACGCUAUUACCACCGAGCUCAGCUCUACGGCCCCAAUGCAGGACGACCCCGAAAGAACGCCAUCCUGCUGCUGGAUGGGUUCAUGAAGAAUGCUGGCUCUGUUGUAGAUGCAGUUACGUGGCAACAUUAUUACAUGGAUGGCAGAGUGAACAAAGUGGAGGACUUCCUAAAAACUCGUCUGUUGGACACACUGACAGAACAGAUCGCUAAAGUCACUGAGGUUGUGAAGACACAUACUCCUGGUAAGAAGGUGUGGCUGGGUGGACUGGGGCCGGCAUGGGCAGGAGGCAUCAGCAAUCUCUCUGACACAUACGCUGCUGGCUUUCUGUGGGUGAACACGCUGGGUAUGGCUGCUUUGCAAGGGAUUGAUGUUGUCUUGCGUCACUCAUUCUUUGACUACGGAUACACACACCUUGUGGACCAGCACUUUAACCCUUUACCUGAUUACUGGUUCUCUCUGGUCUUCAAGCGUCUCGUCGGUCCAAGGGUUUUAGCUGUGCGGGUGGCUGGACUGCAGAGAAAGCCACAACCAGGACGAGUCAUACGAGACAAGCUACGCAUCUACGCCCACUGUACCAGCUACUACAAUCAUAACUAUGUGAGGGGGUCCAUAACAAUCUACAUCAUCAACCUGCAUCGUUCACGAAAGAAAAUCAAGUUGGCAGGGACGUUACGGAACAACACUGUCCAUCAGUACCUACUGCAACCCUACGGCACUGACGGACUCAGAGCCAAACAUGUCCAGCUGAACGGACAGAAGCUGCUUAUGGUGGACAAUGAGACAUUCCCGGAGUUGAAGCCUAAGACAUUGAGGGCUGGACGGACUAUAGCCAUGCCUCCCAUGACCAUAGGCUUUUAUGUCAUCAAAAACAUUAACGCAUAUGCCUGCCGAAGAUAACAUUGACCCUUCAUCCCUGAGAUACCGGUGUGAUGCACAAAAGGCCGUCAAACCACCAACCCUCCUCCAGUUUCACCCAAAGCUUUAAAAAAAAAAAGUGUGGCUCUUCAUUUUUUUCACCUUUCUGGAAAACACAAGGAGGUCAGACAACCACGUUGUUAGGAUUUUUGCUCAUGGACACUUAAGGACACUUGGUUUGAACACAAAACGAUCAUGUAGUUUAACAACAGCCUCUUUGAAACCUUUAUUUCAAUGGAAAUAUUUAAACCUCUCUACCAAAUUAUGCGUUUUCCUUGUUCUCUUCUCUGGUCCAACAAAGAAAGACUUGCCCAACACGCAUAAAAAGGGCUGCACUGAACACUUUUCAUUUCCUUUCACCAUCAAUUCCUCAUAUGCUACAAGACUUGUAUGGACAGUGAUUAUUUUAUGCCUUUUUAUGAAGUUUUGUAGUUACAAAAAGUCCAUUCUUUGACUUUUAGUUAAGCUAUAUUUUCUUCUUUUGGAAUGUCAAACCAAGGGUUUGCUAUCUGUGCAUCUGCCAAGAGAGGCUUUUUUUCCGAAUCCUUCACUGUCAGGCAGACAAAAAGGUAUGAGAGACAACUCUCAACAGGUAGCAUUUCUGAAGCAUACACAAGUCAAUCUCAGUUUGACUUGAUCCUUUCCACAAAGAGAAAAUGUUAUGGUGUGUGUGUGUGUGUGUGUGUGUGUGUGUGUGUGUGUGUGUGUGUGUGUGUGUGUGUGUGUGUGUGUGUGUGUGUGUGUGUGUGUGUGUGUAAGCUCAUGCCUGGACUAACCAAGUGCUCUGUGUGUAUGUGUGUGUUUUAUUGAUAAAGCUACUGAUGUGUCUGUCCAGUCUGUUUGAUGUGCCUUUGAUGAAAGAUGCAUUUCUUCCCGUGCCAUAUCAAGUGGAUUAAAGGGAAAAUCUGUUUCUUCUAAAGGCUGUUAUUUUAGGGGUGUGACGAUACAGUUAGCUCACGAGACGAGACAAUACAUGAUAUUGGGUUCACAAGAACGAGAUGAGACGAGACAUUUGAAUACUAUUUAUAGGAAAUCUUAGAUGACGAACGAUAUGAUUGGAAAAAUUGUUUUUUAUUUGACUAAAAGUCACAAAAUGCAGAAGUGCAGGUGCAUUUUGAAAUGUUGCUUACAUAUUGUUGGUGCCUUGUCUGUCACUCUGUGGCUGUUUAUUGUUUCCACCGGGUACCCAAAAUGCUGCCAAACAAACGAUUUAAAAGUGGCGGGGGCAUCUUCUAUGCUAAUGUCACCUUCACACACCGUCAUGCUGAUAUCAUGAGACAGCUUUUCACCUUGACAAGAAAUAUCAUCACGUUUUAAUAAUGCAAGGUUUCGUCACACUCUACUGUUUUUGUAUGUUUUGUGUAUCAUUACUUUUCUGCUGCAGGUUUUAAUCAGUUUAACUGCAGAGUACGAUAGCCAGGAUGUCUUGUUGGUACUGUUUGGCAAUGCACAUCGAAUGAACAAUGUGAACCCAUCCAUAACAUUUGUCCUCACAUUGCCUGCAGCCACAAAAUCUGGGUUUUGCUUUAGAUUCAAAACUUAUAAAAUACCAGUUCAGUUCAGGUGUAUUUGAACCUAUCUCACUAUCUUCAGUGUGAUCUCACGUUUUAUAAUCUUUUGCUGCUAGGGUUUUUUUGUACUAAAUUUACAUUAUAUAUUUUACAGAAUUUUGUACAAAUUUACUGUCAUGUUAUUAGAUGAUGUAUUGUACAUAAAACAAGAGUGAUGAAAAUAAGUGAUUUAAGCUUGGUAAGUUUACUUACACACCUAAUUUAUAUAAUUAAAUACUUUGCUUUGUUUUUACAUUUCUAUUAUAAAAGACUCAGUUAUUUUAGUGACACUAAUGCCCAACUCUAAAGAAAAAUCUAAAAUAAUUUUAAGAAUGUAUUCAUUGACUAACAGGUUGAAGGAGUGACUGUGUUAAAAUGCAAACGUCAGUGUGACAAUUUGCAAGAAAAGGGCUUUCCUUAAGAUGGUUUAUGGUUCAUAACCCAUGUUUCACAUCUGCAUUUAUUUUUGUUUUAUUUCAUAAUAUUUUAAGGAUCUUAUUUAAAGAGGGGCUCGUUAUUCUCUAGACUAAAACCAACAGAUUGAGUCAAAAAUGUUGUUCAUGUACUCUGAAUUGACAUGAAUAAGAACAAAGAUAGCAUUUCUAGACUCUUAGAUGGUGGAAACAGGAGCAGGUUCAGUGUCUGAAUUUAUUAAAUAUAAAGAUAUAAUUUGUCCUCUGAAUGUGUUCAUAGUUAAUGUAGAGGUGUUUAUAUUUCUUUUGGAGAGCAUUAUUUUAAUAUGUGAAGUGUGCCUAUAUAUUAUUUUUUGUAAAGAAAUGUUUACAUUGAUAAUAAACACUUACAAAUACCUAA